Striga asiatica is the source of this 894-nucleotide messenger RNA. NCBI's taxonomy places the organism in Eukaryota, Viridiplantae, Streptophyta, Magnoliopsida, Lamiales, Orobanchaceae. The record is from the annotation of a GenBank genome assembly.
AUGGGAGUCAUCCAUGAGUCGGUUGACUUCCCGUUCUUGCAACUCCUCUCAAUUCAUUCAGCUACUGGAUUUCUGCUGAGCAAAUGGAAGGGCAUCAGAGAAACUCCAGAUAAGGAAAAUACUAACUGGGAAAGUAAAGAAACAAACUACAAAAGGCCACGAGAAUGUGAAACAGAAGAAUUACCCUUGUCCGUCCAGGCUGCCAUGCCCACUGCUGGCCCCUCCACCGCUAGCAUACGAGCCAUCCUCUGUGGUGGUCUGCCACACGGAUUGCCACGCCUGAGAAGGGGGCAUAGCCUGUGCGUAAACACCUGGAUCCACCCCAGGCACAGCUGGCCGGCCCAUCAUUGGCUGCCCCAUGGGCGGGUAAUAGUAGGGCACGCCGGUCACCCCAGCUGCAGCCGCUGGUGGGCCCACGAUCCCCUCGAGGGCCGCCACCUCAUCCUUGAUUUCAUCCCUCGGCACAAUAUCAACCAGAAAAUCAAAUAUGUCGGUGCGCGUGAUAGCAGCGGCGAUGUCAUUCUUCUGGAGCGUGCGGCGCUUGUUCUCCUCCGCGUGGAGCCACGAUCUCAUGGUGAGCUCGAGUAUGAAGAGCUCGCACGCCUUGGCGAAGAGUAUUGGGGCCUCUGCAGAUAUCAUGCGCACGUCCUCGUCGGCCUUCAUGAUCUUCUUGAUGCGGGCCAGCGGGAGCUGGUGAUUUUUGAAAUCGUUCACCUGCUCGAUCUCCUGGCGCUGAAAAUUCCAGAACGUCUGGAGAUGAUGCUGCUGCUGUUCGAGGAGGUGGUGGUAGGGGGGCUGCGGCGGGUACCCCGCGGCCGCCUGCGGUGGGGCCGCGCCUUGCUGCAGGUUGUUCUGUUCCAUGGUUCGUCUGCUCGAUUUGAGGGAAGGGAAUAG